Molecule: messenger RNA, 1690 nt
Organism: Babjeviella inositovora NRRL Y-12698
Lineage: Eukaryota; Fungi; Ascomycota; Pichiomycetes; Serinales
Gene: GUA1
Product: GMP synthase (glutamine-hydrolyzing)
Exons: 1
Coding region: 41-1621 (526 amino acids)
Biological process (GO): GMP biosynthetic process
Cellular component (GO): cytosol
Molecular function (GO): GMP synthase (glutamine-hydrolyzing) activity; ATP binding; GMP synthase activity
Source: RefSeq, a predicted model, not a curated record
CUCUGAAACUUGGUGAUUGCUCUAUACCAAAAACCCUACCAUGUCCGUCACUGUUGAAGAAGUUUCUGCCGUUUUCGACACCAUCUUGGUGUUGGACUUCGGUUCCCAGUACUCCCACUUGAUCACCCGUCGUUUGCGCGAGUUCAACGUCUACACCGAGAUGUUACCGUGCACCCAGAAGAUUUCCGAAUUGAGCUGGAAGCCAAAGGGGAUCAUCUUGUCUGGUGGUCCAUACUCUGUCUACGAAGAGGGUUCUCCCCACGUUGACCACGCCAUCUUUGAUUUGGGGGUCCCAAUCUUGGGGAUCUGUUACGGUAUGCAGGAAUUGGCCUGGAUCAACGGGAAGGGUGUUGCCCGUGGUGAGAAGCGUGAGUACGGUCCGGCCACCUUGGACGUACAGGACCAAUCCUGUCCGCUUUUCAAGGAUGUCGACCACUCCCAGGUCUGGAUGUCUCACGGUGAUAAGCUCUCUGCCUUGCCAACUGGCUUCACCACGGUUGCCACCUCUGACAACUCGCCAUUUGCCGCCAUUGCGCACAAAACCGAAAAGAUCUACGGGAUUCAGUUCCACCCAGAGGUUACCCACACUGCCAAGGGGAACCUCUUGUUGCGUAACUUUGCCGUCGACAUCUGUAAGGCCAACCAGAACUGGACCAUGGCCAACUUCAUCGACACCGAGAUCAGCCGUAUCCGUACCUUGGUAGGGCCGACCGCCGAAGUCAUCGGUGCUGUUUCCGGUGGUGUCGACUCCACCGUUGCCGCCAAGCUCUUGAGCAUUGCCAUCGGUGAGAGAUUCCACGCCAUCUACGUGGACAACGGUGUCAUGAGAAAGAACGAGACCGAAACCGUCCACAAGACCUUGACCGAGGGCUUGGGCAUCAACUUGACUGUUGUUGACGCCUCCGAGGAGUUCUUGGGCAAGUUGAAGGGUGUCACCGACCCAGAGAAGAAGAGAAAGAUCAUCGGUAACACCUUCAUCGAGGUUUUCGAAAGACAGGCUGCUCUUAUCCAGCCAAAGUCGGGGGAGGAGAUUGAGUUCUUGUUGCAAGGUACCUUGUACCCGGACGUCAUCGAGUCCAUCUCCUUCAAGGGCCCAUCUCACACCAUCAAGACCCACCAUAACGUUGGUGGCUUGUUGGAUGACAUGAAGUUGAAGUUGAUCGAGCCUUUGAGAGAGUUGUUCAAGGACGAAGUCAGAGCCUUGGGUGAAAUCAUGGAGAUUCCACACGACUUGGUUUGGAGACACCCAUUCCCAGGCCCAGGUUUGGCCAUCCGUGUCUUGGGUGAAGUUACCCCAGCUCAGGUCAAGAUUGCCCGUGAAGCCGAUUUCAUCUUUAUUGAGGAAAUCAAGAAGGCUGGCUUAUACAGAGAGAUCUCCCAGGCCUUUGCCGCCUUGUUGCCGGUCAAGUCCGUCGGUGUCAUGGGUGACCAAAGAACCUACGAACAGGUUAUUGCCUUGAGGGCCAUCGAGACCACUGACUUCAUGACUGCCGAUUGGUUCGUCUUUGAAGCCUCUUUCUUGAAGAGAGUUGCCUCCAGAAUUGUCAAUGAGGUUGACGGUGUCGCCCGUGUCACCUACGACAUCACCUCUAAGCCGCCAGCCACCGUCGAAUGGGAAUAAACGCCUAGAUGUAUAACGUUACUUUUAUUUGUUUAGACACUCUGUAUCAUAAUCAAGUUUGCAUAUUUG